UGGGAUAUGAAGAAAAAUGUUUUUGUGUUUACUUUGAGGAUUUGAAGCAUUUUGAAGAGGAUUUAGUAAAAAAUGGUCUGCUAUUGCUGUGUAAAAGGGUGUAACAAUAAUAGCAACAGUGCUAAAAAGGACCCGCGAGCUAUAUCUUUUCAUGCGUUUCCAUCAAAUUCUGAGCUGAGGCAGAAAUGGCUUAGGGCUAUAGGCCGACCUGCUUGGAACCCACCAAGUCAUGUCCGCAUCUGCAGUGCUCAUUUCAGCACUGAUAAAAUCAACCAAGACGGCUUCAGGACCCGAAUCAAGGAGGACGCGUGUCCGGUCAGCGCUCUACCUCCCAACUCCAACUUUGAAGCAUCACACAUAGAAGUUUGCAGAAUAUGUUUAGCCACUGAUGUGAAGAUGUUUAGCCUAGAAAUUGGGGUGCUAAAAAACUGUAUGGAGACAAUAACAGGUUUUAAUGACAAUAAAUGCCAUAUAGAAGGCCUCCCACAAUUUGUUUGCUAUGAAUGUGCGAGACAUUUGACCAAUUUUUACAAUUUGAUGGAAAAGAGUAUGACCACACAAGCAACUUUACUGGAUAUUUUUGCAGAAAAUGCUCAGAUUACAAAAUCUUUAGUUAGAAAGAGAGAUAGAAAACAUUUGAAUCUGCAAUCUCCACUUAGUUUAAAUUAUUCAAUGCCUUGUCAUUUCUAUGAAUAUGUUUAUGAUGAAAAUGAAACUAUUUCAAAUCUCAAGACAAAAUAUUUCUCUGAUAAUAAUGUAAAUUUCAAGGAUCUUCAAUAUUGUCCAGUGAAUUUUAAUGAAGAUUAUAAAACAGAAAUUAUUAAUCAGACAAAUAUAGAAGCAGACAUUAAUUUUAAAAGUGAAGAAGCUUCUAUAAAAAUGGAUGAUGAAGACACAAACCUUGGAAGUAGUGACAAUGAUGAUAUUGAUAACUUAUCUUUUAAUGAAAUCAAUAAAACGACUGUUAUAAAUGAUGUUAAAGAAACUAAAGAACUUCCUCUAGUUUGUAAAAAGGAAAAUAAGAAAAUUAAUUCUCCUGCUCUGAAAACUAGAAAAAAGUUUAAAGGACUCAAUGGUCUUACUGCUGAUGGGCUUGAUAUAGGAAGAUAUUUCAAUAUUGUGAAACAAUCGGAACAAGAACAAAUCGAAGAAUGGAACAAAAUGGUUGCUAAACUAUCUUCAACCAGUGCCAAUGUCUUCAAAUGUGAAGUUUGUUUAAAAAGUUUCUCAAGCACGAAAGCAUACGAAAACCAUGUUUAUUGCCAUAACCCAAAAAACGGAGCAUCACAAUGUCCAGUGUGCAAACAUCGAUUCAAAAAUGACGUGCUCAUGAAGUCACAUGCAAACCGCGCCCACGGAAAGAAGUUCCACUGCAAAUCGUGCUUCAAAAUCUUCAACAAUGUGAGCGUUGCAAAAAAGCACCAUCGCUGGCACACCGGCCACGAGUACAGUUGCGCGCGUUGCACGUUCAAGACCGUGCACUCGUCCGCGCUCGCGCAACACACGCGCACGCAACACGAACACGUGCACGUUUGCACGCGCUGUGGGCACGCCUUCGUUAGUGCUAGGGGGCUGGCCCUGCAUGCUUCUACAGCGCAUAGAGAUGAUAAGGAUGCAACGACAUCUGCUGAAUUCCGAUGUGACGAUUGUGCCAUUAGCUUUACUUCAGAAGGAGCACGACGUGUACAUUUGCUUACUUCCAAGCACCACCAGAAAAACACCCAAGGAAAUACUAUACCAAUUGAUCCAUUGCUCAAGAUGACCUGCAAGCAGUGUGGCGUUACCUUUCCAACUAAAAAGAAGUUGGUUGAGCACUCCAGAACAGAGCACCGACGGGUAGCCAAGAAAAAGACCACUUGGAAGCUUCCCGGCGACUCGUAUCCUACUCAAUGUGAACAUUGUGGGUGCUCAGUAAACAGUCGCAAGGAGCACUGGGCGCACGUGCGGCGGACUCACGCGGCGUUGCGGCAGCAGUACCGCGCCGUCGUCACCGCCGUCUGCCAUGUUUGCGGGAAAGGCUUCCAGAAUUCCACCAAGCUCCGCAUCCACGAGCUACGUCACGGCAGCCCGACAUUCGGCUGUGAGACGUGUUCCCGCGUAUUCCAUGACAAGUACGCACUGGCACGACACGCAGUCGCGCACGGCCCACGCGCGACCCACGCCUGUAAACACUGCGGACGUGCGUUUGCUCUUAAAGGGAACCUGGCCAGGCACGAACGGGUGAGCGUGACUCUUAUCAUCAUCAGCAUAAGGUCUAGUCUCGAGCUACAUCACGGCAGCCCACAUUCGACUGUACGACGUGUUCCAUGACAAGUACGCGCUGGCACGACAUGUAGUCGCGCACGGCCCACGCGCGACCCACGCCUGUAAACACUGCGGACGUGCGUUUGCUCUUAAAGGGAACCUGGCGAGGCACGAACGGGUGAGCGUGACUCUUAUCAUCAUCAGCAUAAGGUCUUUAGUAUUGAGCUACAACACGACAACCAAAUGUAGCAAUAACAAUUAACAUAACUUUAAGAAUAAAAACUUUUGCACGUCGCAUGCGACAGAAUAUGCUGGAAUUAACUAAAUUA
Molecule: messenger RNA, 2573 nt
Organism: Ostrinia furnacalis (Asian corn borer)
Lineage: Eukaryota; Metazoa; Arthropoda; Insecta; Lepidoptera; Crambidae
Product: zinc finger protein 85-like
Exons: 13
Coding region: 73-2310 (745 amino acids)
Cellular component (GO): nucleus
Molecular function (GO): zinc ion binding
Source: RefSeq, a predicted model, not a curated record